AUGCUCAAAGCCGGUCGUCUUGACCGCAAGUACAAUGGUAUCAUUGACUGCUUCAGCCGAACCAUGAAGAGCGAAGGUGUCAUGGCUCUGUGGAGAGGUAACACUGCCAACGUUAUCCGAUACUUCCCUACCCAGGCGCUCAACUUCGCCUUCCGUGACACCUACAAGUCGAUGUUCGCCUUCAAGAAGGAGCGUGAUGGAUACUGGAAGUGGAUGGCCGGUAACUUGGCCUCUGGUGGUGCUGCCGGUGCCACUUCCCUCCUCUUCGUCUACUCCCUCGAUUAUGCUCGUACCCGUCUUGCCAACGAUGCCAAAUCCGCUGCCAAGGGUGGUGGUGGCCGUCAAUUCAACGGUCUUCUCGAUGUCUACCGCAAGACCCUGGCCUCCGAUGGUAUUGCCGGUCUCUACCGUGGUUUCGGUCCUUCGGUUCUUGGUAUCAUCGUCUACCGUGGUCUGUACUUCGGCAUGUACGACUCUAUCAAGCCCGUUCUCUUGGUCGGUCCUCUCGAGGGUAACUUCUUGGCCUCUUUCUUGCUCGGCUGGGGUGUCACCACUGGUGCCGGUAUCGCUUCCUACCCUCUUGAUACCAUCCGUCGUCGCAUGAUGAUGACGUCCGGUGAGGCCGUCAAGUACAAGAGCUCGUUCGAUGCUGCCCAGAAGAUCAUGGCUGCUGAGGGUAUCCGAUCCUUCUUCAAGGGUGCUGGUGCCAACAUUCUCCGUGGUGUUGCUGGUGCCGGUGUGCUCUCCAUCUACGACCAGGUCCAACUUCUCAUGUUCGGCAAGAAGUUCAAGGGCGGUUCUGGCUAA
Fonsecaea multimorphosa CBS 102226 is the source of this 807-nucleotide messenger RNA. RefSeq names its product ADP,ATP carrier protein. Gene Ontology annotation, biological process: mitochondrial ADP transmembrane transport; mitochondrial ATP transmembrane transport. The record is from RefSeq and is a predicted model, not a curated record. NCBI's taxonomy places the organism in Eukaryota, Fungi, Ascomycota, Eurotiomycetes, Chaetothyriales, Herpotrichiellaceae. The transcript has 4 exons. Bases 1 to 807 code for a protein of 268 amino acids. Gene Ontology annotation, molecular function: ATP:ADP antiporter activity. Gene Ontology annotation, cellular component: mitochondrial inner membrane.